Molecule: messenger RNA, 6092 nt
Organism: Rhinolophus ferrumequinum (greater horseshoe bat)
Lineage: Eukaryota; Metazoa; Chordata; Mammalia; Chiroptera; Rhinolophidae
Gene: ZSCAN26
Product: zinc finger and SCAN domain containing 26
Exons: 4
Coding region: 352-1860 (502 amino acids)
Biological process (GO): regulation of transcription by RNA polymerase II
Molecular function (GO): RNA polymerase II cis-regulatory region sequence-specific DNA binding; DNA-binding transcription factor activity, RNA polymerase II-specific
Source: RefSeq, a predicted model, not a curated record
GUUCGUAGAGCAGAGCGCGUGCGCUGGGUGGGAGCCGACCCCCGCCGAGUCCAGACGGUGCGGAGGAGCGUUGGGUUCCUCCUCCGGGGCCCAGCGGUGAGAGGUGACUGUGCUGCGGCCCGGGGGAGGAACUGCGGCCCAGGGCUGAGCAGCAGCUCGUCUCCUACGGGCGCUGAGAAUCCUUCCGCGACGGAGCGGCCGCUCUGACGGGGUGUCCGGGACGGGAAGUGUCGCUCCUGGGCCUACGAGACGGUGGAGCCGUGGAUCCCGUUAAUGGGCACCACAUUCCGCUGCAUGCUUUGCAGCCAUUGAGCGCAAUUUUAAUACGUGUUAAAGGAGUGCCCCUGAGGGAUGGCCACAGCGCUGGGGACAGGGCCCUCCCUGGCCCCUCUGAAUCUGAAGAAGGAGGGACUUCGGGUAGUGAAGGAGGACCACCGCUCUGCUUGGGGACAAGGAUUCCAGCAAGGAAGCAGCACGGGCCUUGGACAGGAGCCGUGGCGCGAGCAGUUCAGGCAGCUGCGCUAUGAUGAGGCCGGGGGGCCCCGCGAGGCCCUGGGCCGGCUGCGCCAGCUCUGCCGCCUGUGGCUGCGACCCGAGACGCACAGCAAGGAGCAGAUGCUGGAGCUGCUGGUGCUGGAGCAGUUCCUGAGCAUCCUGCCCGGGGAGCUGCAGGCCCGCGUGUGCGCGCAGCAUCCGGAGAGCGGGGACGCGGCGGUGGCCGCGCUGGAGAACAUGGAGGCAGACACGGGGGAGACGGGACAGCAGGACCUGGACCAGGCUAGGAAGCAGGAUUUACGUGGGCAAGACGCAGGCCCCCUGAGAGCCACGCCCAUGCAGCAGGGCCCACGUGCGAGUGAGGCUCCAGCACCUGCAGAGGGCAAGGGUGAGGCAGCAAGGACUGAGAUUGGGAGGCUGGUUGUAGAGACAGGCUGCUGUGGAGUGGAAUCAUCUGUGAAAAUACCUGAGCCCACGGAGGCUCGUUGUGAAGACUCUGACUUGAAAAGGCAGCAGGCCAAGUCCACAGCCAAGGUGACCACUGACUGUAAAUGCUCAGCACGUGGGGACGGAGUCAUCCAGCACUCAGAUCCAACUAAACACGACGGUGUGCACCAGGGAGGAAAGCUCUGUGACUCUGAAGUGUGUCAGAGCGCCUGUCGUACUGGACGUCAGAAAAUGCGCUCUAGAGAGAAAGGCCAUCAGUGUCAUGAGUGUGGGAAAGCCUUUCAGAGAAGUUCACACCUUGUCAGACAUGAGAAGACCCAUCGUGGUGAGAAGCCCUAUCAGUGCAAGGAGUGUGCCAAAGUGUUCAGCCAGAACGCAGGCCUGUUGGAGCAUCUCAGAAUCCACACUGGGGAGAGGCCUUUUCUGUGCAUCCACUGUGGGAAGAGCUUCAGGCGCAGCUCCCACCUUAACCGACACCAGCGGAUUCACAGUCAGGAGGAGCCCCGGCAGUGCGAGGAGUGCGGGAAAACCUUCAGUCAGGCCCUGCUCCUCACCCACCAUCAGAGGACCCACACCCGCUCCCGAAGCCACCAGUGCGCCGAAUGUGGGAAAGCCUUCAAUUUGACCUCAGACCUUAUUCGACACCACAGGAUCCACACUGGAGAAAAACCCUUCAGGUGUCACGUGUGCCAGAAAGCCUUCCGCCUAAACUCGCACCUUGCCCAGCACGUGCGGAUCCACAAUGAAGAAAAGCCCUAUGAGUGCAGCGAGUGUGGAGAAGCCUUCAGGCAGAGGUCAGGCCUUUUCCAGCAUCAGCGAUACCGCCACAAAGAUAAAGCGCUUGCUGAGACGUCCUCUCCCUGUGAGACAUCACAGUCCAGUAACCAGCACACAGCACUGCAGGAAAAGCCAUGCUAGCCAGCUCUGUCAUUUGAGGAUUCUUGGCCAGUGUGGAGGCAAUCUGCCUGCCUCUCCACUUUGUUUUCCUUGAAGUCAGCUUGAGGCCACAAUAAUUUGACCCUAGAUGGUACUAUGGGCUCCGAGUUCAACAGCAGUCUUUACUGCAGGAUCUCUGAGCUUUUAACAUGGUGAAGGCAUGAUGAUGCACCUCCAAGUAGUAGAGAGGCUCAUGACUAAGGGAGGGCUUUAAGGUCAGCAGUGAAUUAAGGGUCCACAGAUUUACAGGCUUAAGCCAAAAAAGAGCAGAUGGAUAUUUUUGCAGAUGCUGCAACAGACACCUAUCCAGUAAAACUAACAGUGUUUGGAAAUGUACCACACUCAAAGGUAUCUUACAGUGCAAGUUGAUGGUGAUCAUUUCCCCCACCCCAACCAGCAGAAGCCUUUGUGAAAGCAGAGAUGAUCUAAUCUUACCAUUUCCCACCCUGAUCCCUGCCACAAUACCUUAUCGAUUCAAGUUAGCAAUACAGGUUUUAUUUACACUAGAGAAAAGAUUUCAUAAGUCGUUACAAUCAACCCAAGAAGCUGCUGUCCUAUUUGGCAACUCCAGUGCCAGUAUGCUGACUGCAAUAUAGGUACUAUUCAGUAAAUGUCUGGAAGAAGGAUUUGAACUUUUUGUCUUUAAUACUGGUGAUGCAACUUUAAAGUGUUGCUUAUUCUGCAGUUCUUUGAAAAUCAAAAAAUAAAAUCAGCUUUAAGGAGACAAUCUUUGUAUUAUGAAUACCAAAUGUCAUCGUAGUGAUGAAUACGAGGCCUAGGAGAGUCUGCUUCCAAACCCGUCACCUGGGUGGUGAGCAUCCCUUGCUGAUUGGUGAUAGCUGCUUAGCAUUCUGCUGUCUGGAAAAGGCUUCUCAGUCAGCCAUAGGAGUGGGGAGAUAGUGAACCGUCGUGGAUUGCUAAGAGUUUGGUUCAGCUGCAUGUGGUUUAAAAACAAAAAGCAGGAGUGACUUCAUAAAAGUUUGGUUUUCUCUUAAAUAGAAAAGGCCGCAGACGAGCUGUCCAGAACUGGUAAGGUGGUUCAGUGACAUCACUGGGGGCCCUGGCCUCUGCUCCCCCAUCCUAGUGCCCACCAUCCGUCCUUAAGCUCUUCACAUGAUCCUCGAUGGCUGCACAAGCGCCAGCCAUCACAUGCCAAAUGUGGACAAGAGGAAGCUCCUCCCAAUCCAGUCAGCUCCCUUUUAGCAGCCUUCCCACAAAUCACUUCAGCACUGUGUCAUAGGGCAAAUCGUAGGGAAGGGAGGCUGGAAAGUAUGUCUUACUCGGGGUUGUAGAGUGCCUAGCCGAAACUUAGGCUUCUGUCACUAAGAGUAAGAGAGAAUGAAUGCCGGAGUAGCCACCCGUUUUUGAUCCACUUCCUAUUCCUACACACACACACACACACACACACACACACACACACACACACACACUGAUCUGACAGUGCACACCGACCAGAAGCCACAGUUAGUAUCACUUUCUGUAGUAGAAGCAGCUGUAACUUUAAGAAAUUAAAGAAUUUCAUGGAAUGUCAGUCAUAUUCCACCGCUUAGGACGCCAUAAAGCUAUGUGUCUUUUCUUCUGCCUUUAUGACAAGUACAAUUAAGUUGAUAUCAGGAAUUUUCCCCAAAAUGCUUUGAGGGCUGCGCUGAGGUCAGUAUCUAAACAUUUAGCUCUGUGUCAUAGUUUAAACCUAUCUGUUUCUGUCUGGUUUAAGAAGGAAAGAACAUAGAAUAUCUUUAUUCUCAUUAAAAAUGUGUGAAGAAAUGUGUGUGUGUGUGUGUCUAUGUAUUGAACAAAAGGCAGAUGUUAUAACAGAUCUCAAUAAAGGUUUUGCUUGCAGUGUAAGACAUCUUAGACACUCUGAAAGUUAAAAGAAUUCAGAGGGCAGACACGCAGUGAGGAUUAACUGUGUUGCAACAAUACCUUCUGGUCAGGCAUUUCUGUUUGGGUAGUACCCUGAAACAUCCAAGUACAGCGUGGAAGGGGAAGUCUGUCUCUAUUUCCCACUUACUCUCCUGUUUAAAAAACUGAUAAAGUUAUUACUACAUAACUUGGCAUUAUAAAAGUAGUAUGGAAAAACCACCCUAAUUUUCACGUGACAAAAAUUACCACUGGUAUGUGUGUGUAUGCCUGUAUAUAUACAUAAACACACACUCUAAAUUGUGAUCAGUUGGCAUUGAUAAUUUUGUUUACUGCUCAAUUUUAAUGUUAUUUCCAUGUUACAUCUUUAUAAAUUCUUAUUAAAUUAACUCAUGCUUUCGAUAGACGUUCAUUUACAUUGUAAAAUCCUUGAAAAAUAUAAAGAAAACAUCAUCCUGUCUUAUAUUCCAGAUACAACUUCUUAAUAAUGUAUUUUAAAAGACUUUUUAUGGAUAGAAACACUUUUCUCACUGGAAUUGAAUUAUAUCAUGAACAGUUUUCAUUUGUAAUAGAUGGGACAAUCAAUUUACUUAUCUGCCCACUCCAUUCUCACCCGUCCUGCCAUAAUCCUGAGUGAGCAGCCUGCCAUGUGAUCAUUGUCUGACCACUGAGGAUUGCACCAGGAGGGGCCCCCUAACCCAGGCUUAGUCAUUUAUAUAUCCCUAGGAAUUUGACAUUGGAUUACAGAUUCUGGUUGGUCUCUUAGUCAUUUGAACCAGAAAGUAAUAUAGAGCUGGAAUCAUUUUUGUGGUCACACAAAAACCAAAUAGAGGCAAACCAGGCCAACGAGAAGGGAAAGAAUGAAGCCAACCUCUGAAGCUGGGAUCCCGUGAAGGCCCACGGACACUCAGAAGAAGUAACUUCAGCUUUCAGAUUCUGAGGUCCCAUCUACAUGCUGGUUUGAGAGUCCACGGAAUAACCUUAUUUCCUGCCAGUAAAGGUUUCCUUUAAAUUAGGGUGGGUUUCUGACAUGGCUAACAAAAACAAAAACAAACAAGAAACCCUGAUUAAGACACCCAGAUCACUACAAGUCUUCGUGGAAGACAAUUUUCAAUAUAAGUUACACAACAGUCUAUGGUAUAUGUCCCCAUUGUUGGUCAUUUGGGUUAUCUAGUUCUGUUACCAUAAACGAUAUUUCAGUGAACAUCCUUGUAUGAACAACUGAGCUCACAGAAUUGUUUUUUCUUUCAUUCAAUUCCCGUAACUACAAUAAAUGAAAUAAAUGGUAGUCACAUUUUGUGAGGCUUUUACUGCAUUUACCGAUUGCUCUCCUGAAAGUUUAUAUUAAUCUGUAAAUCCUGUUAGUCUGUGAAAAUGCCCAUUUUUUCAACAUCCACAUCAACUCUGGGAAUUAUUCUUUUGAAUAUUUAACAAUCUACUGUGUGCAAAAUUGGCCUGCUUUUGAAAGGGUUUUUGAAGAAUACUUUUACUAUCAAAGUUGAACAUCUUUUCCCAUGUUAACUGGUCAUUUAUAAUUGUAAUUUUCUGAACAGUCAUGUUCAUCUUUGCUGAAGUUUUCUGUUAGAGUCUCCUUUUUUAAAUGGCAGUACCCUUAAACAUUAAAUAGGGGAGCUGUAUACAAAAAUUUUAAAUGUACAUACCCUUUGACAAAUCAAUUCCAAUGUGUAAUUUUUACCCUAGAAUUAUGCUCAGAAUGUAAAGACAUUCAGUGGUGUUCUCUGCAGCGUUACUUAUAAGUAAAACUGGAAUCUAUGUAAACAGCAAUAGGGAUAGUUAAACAAAUUAUGGUGCGCACAUACAAUGGGAUACUAUUUAGUUGUUAAAAAAUAAACUGGUAUGGCAAGAUCUCCAAGCUAUCUUAACUGAAAUAGCUAACGUGCAAAAUUAUAUUAUGAUCCCAUGCGUGUUUUAAAAUAUAUAGAUACAUACUAAGAAAACGUUUCUUGAGUGCUGCUAUGUGGCUGGCAGGUCCAGCCCUGGGAAGAUCUACACAAAACAUUAACAGAGGUUACCUCUGAGGAGUGGGACACUUCAUUACGUAGUUUGUGCGCAACUUGAGUUUUUCUUGUGCAUAUGUAAUCUGUAUGUUUAAAUUUAAAUAAUUAACUUGUGCUACUUGCGGUAUUGUAAGUGUUUAUUCAUCUGCCUCCCUUUCCUUCGCUCCCAGCAGCCUGUGAGGACCCUUCAAGGCAGACUGAAGUUUGCCUUCACCGUGCUUUUGGGUUUCAACUGCAGUGAUCUGCAUCAAUGAGGCCGCUGCCUGGGUGGCCGGCGAGGCCUGUGCGGGGCUGCGGGAGUCCGCCGGGCGCUGCAGAGACGCGCGGACGCGUCCU